Molecule: messenger RNA, 2533 nt
Organism: Trichoderma asperellum CBS 433.97
Lineage: Eukaryota; Fungi; Ascomycota; Sordariomycetes; Hypocreales; Hypocreaceae
Biological process (GO): transmembrane transport
Cellular component (GO): membrane
Molecular function (GO): transmembrane transporter activity
Source: RefSeq, a predicted model, not a curated record
CAAAGAUCCCCCAUGGGAUGGCCUGUCUCCUGGCCUCAAAGCUGGGGCCCCUCAAAUUUUUUUUGCAUGCCCCUCUCGCGUGUUGGACCGCUAGUCCCGGUUUCUUGUUCGCCAUGGGGAGAUUUGGGGAUGUCGAUUGCUGAUCCGGGUGCCUCCUGUACGACGUGAUGGUGUAUAUAUAAGAGGGCCGUCCACCCUCAAUGAAACCUCCGAGUAUGCAGGGCACAGCUGGGCUUCUCUGAUUCAUAUCAAUAGGCACCUGGCAGAAACUCUGGUUCCAACAAUACUUGUUUGUCUUUGUCUUGUCUCAAUCAGUUGUCUCAGAGUGUGAAUCAUUGGCCUCGUGGCUCCAACACAAUGGGUGUAGACGACAAGAUCGCCGCCGAGGUGGCCUAUCCAGAGCACGAUGAGAAGAUGAUCCGAGACUCUUCCCCUGCAGACGCGGGCAAUAAGCUUGCUGCCUUGACCGAAAACCUUGAAGGCGAGAUCCGAAAUCCUCUCAAGGGCAUCCCCCAAGACACCCUCUUCGCCAAUGUUGAAGAGUUCCAGAGAACAAAGGGCCUGCCCAGCGACAUUCUCCCUCUGCUCCAGAGGGGCGCCCUCGUAGCACAGAACCCUGCUGCUUUCGAGAGCAUCAAUGAGCUGGAAGAGGACGAGAAGCAAGCUCUAAGAGAGGAGGUCACACACCGAUGGAAGCACCCAUGGUCACUUUACUACACCAUCGGCCUUAGCUCUAUUGCCGCAGCUAUUCAGGGUUGGGAUCAAACUGGAUCAAACGGUGCCAACUUGUCUUUCCCCCAAGCUCUCGGUAUUCCAGACAAUGUGCCACUUUGCGGACCUGACGCCAACGCUGGUACAUGUGCCAGAAACAGCUGGCUCAUUGGUCUGGUGAACUCGCUACCUUAUAUCACAAUCUGCCUUUUCGCUGGAUGGAUCGCUGAUCCUCUAAACAACUGGCUCGGUCGUCGUGGCACAAUCUUCCUUGGCGCCAUCUUCUCUCUUUUCGCCCCCUUUGGUAUGGCCGUCUCUCAGACUUGGGGACAGCUGGCUGCCUGUCGUGUGCUCCUCGGUAUCGGUAUGGGUUUGAAAGAAGUGACCGUUCCUGUCUACGCCGCUGAGAAUGCUCCUGCUGCUAUCCGAGGUGGUCUUGUCAUGUCUUGGCAAAUCUGGACUGCUUUUGGUAUCUUCUUGGGAACAUGUGCCAAUCUUGCUGUCGGUAAGGUCGGUGAUAUCGCCUGGCGCCUGCAGUUUGGCUCUGCUUUCAUCCCCGCAGUUCCCUUGGUCAUUGGUACUUUCCUUUGCCCUGAAAGUCCCCGAUGGUACAUGAAGAAGGGAAAGCACCUGAAGGCUUGGAAGUCACUUCUGCGACUUAGAAACACCCCUCUUCAGGCCGCUAGAGAUCUCUACUACAUCCAGUGCAUUUUGGAUCAGGAGGAAGUCCUUGUCCAGCAAGCCGGCCUCACCCAGACUAACAACAUCAUCACUCGCUUCUAUGAGCUGUUUUCCAUUCCUCGUAUCAGACGCGCCACUUGGGCUUCUGGUAUUGUCAUGAUUGCUCAGCAGAUGUGCGGUAUCAACAUCAUCUCUUUCUAUUCUAGCACCAUCUUCAGACAGAGCGGAAUUUCCGACUACACUGCUCUGUGGGCCAGUUGGGGCUUUGGCUUGAUCAACUUUUUGUUCGCUUGGCCUGCUGUGUGGACCAUUGAUACCUUUGGUCGACGAGCCCUUCUUCUCUUUACCUUCCCCAACAUGUUCUGGACUCUUCUCACUGCUGGUCUUUGCUAUCUUAUCCAGCCUGACGUCGAGAACAGCACGGCUCGAAUUGGUGCAGUCGCAACCUUUGUCUACCUGUUCGACGCCUUCUAUUCUCCCGGAGAAGGUCCCGUCCCCUUCAUGUACUCUGCUGAGGUCUUCCCGCUGUCCCAUCGUGAGAUUGGCAUGUCUUGGGCUGUCGCUACCAACAAUUUCUGGGCCUCUAUCCUUUCUCUUACCUUCCCACGCAUGUUGGCUGCCAUGACAGCCCCCGGAGCGUUUGGCUUCUACGCCGGUCUCAACAUUGUCGCCUUGGUUCUCAUCUUCCUCUUUGUUCCCGAAACCAAGCAGAAGACGCUCGAGGAACUCGACUAUGUCUUUAGCGUCUCAAACCACCGCCACGCCCAAUACCAGCUCACCGAGGUGCUGCCGUGGUGGAUCAAGAGAUACAUCUUCUUGCAGAAGAAUGGUCCUUGCCCUGAGCUUUACCACGAUCAAAACCAGGCACAGGCCAAUGCCGGCAGGGCCUAAUUGCCAGAUGUAAAUACUAUUAGCGUUGGGUGUUGGAUGGAGAUGGAUGGGCUUAAGAUACCUUUUUUUUUUCUUUUUGUAUUUAAGUUUAUGUGCUACGGCGAUUGGAGAUUUAUGUGAUGAGUUUCCCGAUGUAGUAAUAUUAAUCAACGAUGGAAAUGAGAACCGCACCAUACGUUCACAAGUUGCCUCAUUAUACUCUCUGUAUGUUAAAUGGACCGCUAUCUCUGCUUGAAACUAUGCUUUUAAU